UUCCGCGGUAGCGGCGGCGGCAGUACGGCGCCGCGUCUGGGGAGUGGCUCUCCCCUCCCCCUCCCCCCGGUACCGUGGCGGCGGCUCCUCCCACUGAGGGGGUGGUGCGGCGGCGGUGGCAUCUACGGCCAUGGCGGCGACUACCGCUAACCCCGAAAUGACAUCGGAUGUACCAUCACUGGGUCCAGCCAUUGCCUCUGGAAACCCUGGCCCUGGGAUUCAAGGUGGAGGAGCCAUUGCUCAGAGGGCUGUUAAGCGACGACCAGGAUUGGAUUUUGAUGAUGAUGGAGAAGGGAACAGUAAAUUUUUGAGGUGUGAUGAUGAUCAGAUGUCUAAUGAUAAGGAGCGGUUUGCCAGGUCGGAUGAUGAGCAGAGCUCUGCGGAUAAGGAGAGACUCGCCAGGGAAAAUCACAGUGAAAUUGAACGGCGGCGACGGAACAAGAUGACAGCCUACAUAACAGAACUGUCAGACAUGGUACCCACCUGUAGUGCCCUGGCUCGAAAACCAGACAAGCUAACCAUCUUACGCAUGGCAGUUUCUCACAUGAAGUCCUUGCGAGGAACUGGCAACACAUCCACUGAUGGCACCUACAAGCCGUCUUUCCUCACUGAUCAGGAACUGAAACAUUUGAUCUUGGAGGCAGCAGAUGGCUUUCUGUUUAUUGUCUCAUGUGAGACAGGCCGGGUGGUAUAUGUCUCUGACUCAGUGACCCCUGUUUUGAACCAGCCACAGUCUGAAUGGUUUGGUAGCACACUCUAUGAUCAGGUGCACCCAGAUGAUGUGGACAAACUUCGUGAGCAGCUUUCCACUUCGGAAAACGCCCUGACAGGGCGUAUCCUUGAUCUGAAGACUGGAACAGUGAAAAAGGAAGGUCAGCAGUCUUCCAUGAGGAUGUGCAUGGGCUCAAGGAGAUCUUUUAUUUGCCGUAUGAGAUGUGGCAGUAGCUCUGUGGACCCGGUCUCCAUGAACAGACUGAGCUUUGUGAGAAACAGAUGCAGGAAUGGACUUGGUUCUGUGAAGGAUGGGGAGCCUCAUUUCGUGGUGGUCCACUGCACAGGUUAUAUCAAGGCCUGGCCCCCAGCAGGUGUCUCCCUCCCAGAUGAUGACCCAGAGGCUGGCCAGGGGAGCAAGUUUUGCCUAGUGGCCAUUGGCAGAUUGCAGGUAACUAGUUCUCCCAACUGUACAGACAUGAGUAAUGUUUGUCAACCAACAGAGUUCAUCUCUCGACACAAUAUUGAGGGAAUCUUCACUUUUGUGGAUCAUCGCUGUGUGGCUACUGUUGGCUACCAACCGCAGGAGCUCUUAGGAAAGAAUAUUGUAGAAUUCUGUCAUCCUGAAGACCAGCAGCUUCUGAGAGACAGCUUCCAGCAGGUGGUGAAGUUAAAAGGCCAGGUGCUAUCUGUCAUGUUCCGGUUUCGGUCUAAGAACCGAGAAUGGCUCUGGAUGAGAACCAGCUCUUUUACUUUCCAGAACCCUUACUCAGAUGAAAUUGAGUACAUCAUCUGUACCAACACCAAUGUGAAGAACUCUAGCCAGGAGCCACGGCCUACACUGUCCAACACGAUCCAGAGGCCACAGCUAGGUCCCACAGCUAAUUUAUCCCUGGAGAUGGGCUCAGGGCAACUGGCACCCAGGCAGCAGCAACAGCAAACAGAAUUGGAUGUGGUACCAGGAAGAGAUGGUCUAGCCAGCUACAAUCAUUCCCAGGUUUCUGUUCAGCCUGUGACAGCCACAGGGCCAGAACACAGCAAGCCCCUCGAGAAGUCAGAGGGUCUGUUUGCCCAAGAUAGAGAUCCUAGAUUUUCUGAAAUCUACUCCAGCAUCAGUACGGAUCAGAGUAAAGGCAUCUCCUCCAGCACUGUCCCUGCCACCCAACAGCUUUUCUCCCAGGGCAACACAUUCCCUCCUACCCCCCGGCCGGCAGAGAACUUCAGAAAUAGUGGUCUGACCCCUCCUGUAACCAUUGUCCAGCCAUCAGCUUCUGCAGGGCAGAUGUUGGCCCAGAUUUCUCGCCACUCCAAUCCUACCCAGGGAGCAGCCCCAGCUUGGACCCCUAGCACCCGCCCAGCCUUCUCUGCCCAGGUGGCUACCCAGGCCACAGCCAAGACUCGUUCUUCCCAAUUUGGUGUAGGCAGCUUUCAGACUCCAUCCUCUUUCAGCCCCAUGUCCCUCCCUGGUGCUUCCACUACAUCACCUGGUGCUGCUGCCUACCCAAGUCUCACCAAUCGUGGAUCCAACUUUGCUCCUGAGACGGGACAGACUGCAGGACAGUUCCAGACACGGACAGCAGAGGGUGUGGCUGUCUGGCCACAGUGGCAGGGCCAGCAGCCUCAUCAUCGCUCAAGUUCUAAUGAGCAACAUGUUCAACAGCCAUCAGCACAGCAACCUGGACAGCCUGAGGUCUUUCAGGAGAUGCUGUCCAUGCUGGGAGACCAGAGCAACAGUUACAACAAUGAAGAAUUUCCUGAUCUAACUAUGUUUCCCUCCUUUUCAGAAUAGAACUAUUGGGGUGAGGAUAAGGGGUGGGGGAGAAAAAAAAUCACCAUUUGUUUUUUAAAAGCAAAUCUUUCUGUAAACAGAAUAAAAGUUCCUCUCCCUUCCCUUCCCUCACCCCUGAUGUAUACUCCCUUUUCCUGCUGACCUUUGCCUUGUCUUCCUGCCUCUCUGAGAUAUUUAUAAAAGAAAUGGAGUGAAUCCUCAAGGCUUUGGGGACCCUUUGGAAAAUUGAGGCUGGGUAAGGUUAAGAAUGCCUUUCCUCACGUCUCCUGACCAGAAAUUUGUGCAGAGAUGAUUUGUGCUGGCUCAAGGGGCAGGUUAGAGAACCUGACAUCCACUAUUUGCCUUGGAUACUGUGGCUUAUUUUUGGAAAGAAAUUCUGAAUAAGGUGGGAGGGGAGAAAUGUCCUCAUGUUUGAGGACGAUGAAACAUGGUAGGUAUACAUGGGGCUUUAGGAAGUGAGCAUAGGCUCUUUGUGCUGCCUAUGAGCAAUUCCUCUGGAAAGAAACAUGCGUAAGAAAGUGAGAGAGAGAGCGCGUGUGUGUGUGCGUGCGCGCGUGCACACGCAUGUGCACGUUUGUUUCUGUGUUUGUUUCUUUCUCCCUUUUGGGGAGUUAUGCAAAAUUUGUCCCAGAUUUUAUCUUUGUCUUUCUCUGUGUUUUUCAAAGAGUCCUAAGGAGUUAAAUCUUCCAGGUGUUUUCCGCUUAGUAUUGCGGCCAAAGAGUAUUUAAAUAAAUGUCUUUGCUGCACUUAUAUCUAUGCCCAGCCAUAUGCCCAAGUGUAAGCAAAUAUACAAAGUCUUCUGUUGAAAUGGUUGGUCUCUCAUCAAACAUAUAUAGUGGUAAAGCUGGGUCAUGUCUGCUUUUGGUGCUCUCGCCUUAUAUGGAAGAUCUGCAAACAUUACAGGAAUAGGCUGGCAAGAUAAACACUUUCAGAAACCCCCUUGGCCGUAAGGAUAAUGCUGCAUUUUCUGUCAGAAUCACAUAUAAUGUGUGUUCUGUGGAGGUUUUAUCUGCAUGGAAACUCAACUUCUUGGAUUAGCAGUCCCAGUGAAAAUCCUCACUGAUGGAGUUUAAACCAAAUACCAAGCCUUUUUGCAAAGUAACCUCUUUCAUCCCAUUCUCAAAGUAUCCAGUCUGCAAGAAACUGAGAUUUAGGUCUCUUCUGGGCCUAUAGUUCUUUCCUCUUUGCUCCCUCUCCAAUCUUGAGAUUGGAUUUUGCUUUAUAGUACAAAUGUAAUAAAUCCAUGUGAUAGAUGGGACCUGGACGCCCAUCCCGACAGGGUCACUUAGUAAUUAACUAUAGCCAUAUAAAUGCGGAUACAGGUUACUACUCUCACUCUUUACCUUCCUCAGGUAACAGUCAUGUGUAUCAGCCUUUUUUUUGUUUAUUUGUUUGGCUCAGGCCAGUAUCUUAAGUGCAAGAAUGAAUUAAUAAGCAGACGACAUACUAAAUGUAGCCAUAGGGGACUGAGGAACACAGGUGGCCUUGAAGAGGCUGAGAGAAUGUCAUUAGGUUCCCCUCCCUCUUGUCUCCAGUCUGGUGGCAGGUAGCGGAGUGGAAAAGGAGACAGUUUAUUUUUUUAUUCUAUCUGCACACAUACAAUAUACAUAUAUAUUUAUAUCACAGUUUAAGAAACCAAAAAGUUGAGUUUCCAAUGAAAUCCUUGUUUUUUUAAUAAUCAACUGUUUUUAAAUGUGAUCAGGACUAUAAUAUUGUACAGUUAUAGGGCUUUUGGGGAAGGGGAGGGGCGGGAGAAGAUGCUCUGGGGGUUUUGUUCCUGCUUUUCCUUCAGGGUUUUAUUUUUGAUUUUUUUUUCUUGUUGGCCAUUUCUGUACUGCUGGCAUCUGUGCUGAGCCUUACAGUGGCAAAAAUAAUGACAUGUAGCAAAGAUUUUAAAACAAAAUAUUUUUUUCCUUUUGUAAACUUUCUUGUGUUGUGUGAUCUUGAUUGCGGCUUUAUCAUCCCUUCCCAGCUCAUAAACAACAAACACCCACAAUCAGUUGAAUCCAUAGCUUGCGCUUCGAAUAUAUAAAUAUAAAGCACAGUAUGUCUAUAAUUUCAGGAAUCAGAAAUCAUAGGGCUCUGAUCACUCAGCAUUCCUUAGUUGUCCUCCUGAUCCUGACUCAUC
Molecule: messenger RNA, 4628 nt
Organism: Hippopotamus amphibius kiboko
Lineage: Eukaryota; Metazoa; Chordata; Mammalia; Artiodactyla; Hippopotamidae
Gene: ARNT
Product: aryl hydrocarbon receptor nuclear translocator
Exons: 22
Coding region: 131-2500 (789 amino acids)
Biological process (GO): regulation of transcription by RNA polymerase II
Cellular component (GO): transcription regulator complex; nucleus; aryl hydrocarbon receptor complex
Molecular function (GO): protein dimerization activity; DNA-binding transcription factor activity, RNA polymerase II-specific; RNA polymerase II cis-regulatory region sequence-specific DNA binding
Source: RefSeq, a predicted model, not a curated record